GGUGGGGGAAGGGCCGGGCCGGGAGGCGGAGCGGAAGCUGACUGUUUGGGGCCAGCAGAGUACAAUCUCCACUCGCCGGGAGACAUCCUCGUCCUGACUCCCAAGCCCCGGCCUUUCUCCAUCCCGACCUGCAGGCUGCUUCUCGAGGGCGAGACGCCGCUGACGCCUGCUCCUCUGCAUUGGUUGCGCCUCUCGGGCUCGGGAGUCCCGCGGCGGCAGCCACCGUGACUAGAACCCCUCAGAGUUAAUGUAAGAGUGGAGCAACCUUGCCAAAGAUGAAGAACAUAUAUUAGAGAAGUUUUUUCUUUUUUCCUUCAAAAGUUUUGUUUGGGAGCUUGUCUCCAGUUACUGCUUUACAAUCAAACUUGUUUAUUUCAUCAGAAAUGUUUUUUACAAUCUCAAGAAAAAAUAUGUCCCAGAAAUUGAGUUUAUUAUUGCUUGUGUUUGGACUCAUUUGGGGAGUGAUGUUACUGCACUAUACUUUCCAGCAACCAAGACAUCAAAGCAGUGUCAAGUUACGUGAACAAAUACUAGAUUUAAGCAAAAGAUAUGUGAAAGCUCUUGCAGAGGAAAAUAAGAACACAGUGGAUGUUGAGAAUGGUGCUUCUAUGGCAGGAUAUGCUGAUCUGAAAAGAACAAUUGCUGUCCUUUUGGAUGACAUUUUGCAACGCUUGGUGAAGCUGGAGAACAAAGUCGACUAUAUUGUUGUGAAUGGCUCAGCCACUAAUACUACAAAUGGCACUAAUGGAAAUUUGAUGCCAGUAACCACAAAUAAAAGGAUAAAUGCCUCGGGCAGCAUUAGAUAGCAGUUGAAGAUCACCUCUUGCUGCUGUAUCCACUGUGGAGUAUACCCUAUCACAGAAGAGUUUUUUAAUUGCUGGCUGGGAGAGAGUAAUACUUUACAAUAAAAGCCCGACAUAUUUUCAAGGCAUUUGCUGGAUUUAUGGAACUCUUAAUUCUGUAUAUAACAUGUUAAGUGUUACUAGUUUGCUUCCAGGCACGUCUCUUCCAUGCUGUACCUUAUCCUUAAGGCAACAUGGCUGAUAUAGUGAGCAGGUAGGUGAUCUUUGUGUAAAUGUUUUGUGUUUGAGAUCAAGCUGAAACAACACUAAAAGACAUGGAUUUGUUUCCAUAAAAUAUUUAUUUAAGUAUACAUGUUUUCAGACAAGAGAAUAUUGUUACUGAAUCAUUCUUCUGUCAUUUGUUCUCAGUAGAUAUAACUGUUCAACUAUUAGAAGAUGUGCUUUCUUCCAGUACUAUAUUUUGUUAUUCAGAUUAUGAACAGAGAAAGGAAGUAUAAUGUUGAAAAUAAUGUUUUGAAAUCAUGACCCAAAGAAUGUCUUCAUUUGCACUAUACUUCAAAAUAACUGAAGGUUGUUGUAUAUUUUUAAAAAUUACAUUUGUAAGAGUAUAAUCUUGAAAUGGUAGUAACCACUGUCUGUAGCCUAGUCUGAACAUUGGGGGCAAUUUAAUAACAUUAAAGUUAUAUCUCUAAUCUCAUACUUAAAAAUUUCUUACAUAUAUUCUGAAAAAUAAAAGUAUUUUUAUGAUGAAAUGAAA
Molecule: messenger RNA, 1560 nt
Organism: Heterocephalus glaber (naked mole-rat)
Lineage: Eukaryota; Metazoa; Chordata; Mammalia; Rodentia; Bathyergidae
Gene: Ccdc126
Product: coiled-coil domain containing 126
Cellular component (GO): membrane
Source: RefSeq, a predicted model, not a curated record